Molecule: messenger RNA, 1022 nt
Organism: Meira miltonrushii
Lineage: Eukaryota; Fungi; Basidiomycota; Exobasidiomycetes; Exobasidiales; Brachybasidiaceae
Exons: 1
Coding region: 110-964 (284 amino acids)
Source: RefSeq, a predicted model, not a curated record
AAUCAACUUUGUUCACGUGUAUCAACUCCACCAUGACAUUUUGGAAUGCAUUCAUGCACGGUCAUACUUUCUGGAGAAUGCCAUCAUCUAGCGAUAAAAUGCUUUCUUGAUGAAUGGCGAAGUCUCACGUGUGAGGAAGAGAGGAGCAAAAGGCGAAGGGAAGAAGUUUGUUGAAUCAUCUGACGAAGAAAUAGAUCCAUACGGUGAUCGAAGAGCUAACCGUGUAAAGAAUGACCAAGUCAAACGGGCAAAGAGCAAUUACGUCGAGAGUGAGGAGGAAGAUGUAUUUCAUCUAAAGAGCCAUCCUGUCAAGAAUGAAACGGAACCCGAAAAUCCUUCAAAGGAAGAUCAAGCGGAGCGUUUCGCAAAACAUCAGGAAUAUCUCGAGAAGCUGCGUACAUCACGAAUGGAGGCAUUGCAAUCUCAGCAACAAGAUGAAGAAGAAGAGGAUGUGAAAGACGCCCCAGACCCAGAAGAAGAAUUUAUAACAUCAGAACAAUUCAGUCUGAUGCAAAAAACGGCUCAAGCGCUACGAGGAGCAGCAAAUCGAUCUAUAUUGGAAGCACGCAUUUAUGCCAACCAUGGAAAUGAUGCAAGGUUUGCAUUCUUGAGAAAGACAUCAGAUAAUGACGCACCAAGUAGACUUGAUCGCACCUGGCAAGCCUUGAAAGAGGGAAAGCAUUUCACGUUGGAAGCAGCCAACUCGGACACAAAUACCCCUCUGAAAACCCUUGUAGCAUAUGGAAGUAGCGAGGAAGAGGAGGACCCUAAAUCAGAGGAACAAACGAGCUAUCCUACAAGCAAGAGCGAGGACUCCAUUCCUAUCCCGGAAGAAGACGCCGAGACCAAACGGAAAAGAAGACUACAAUUAGCACACGAAUGGAGCAGGAAGAAGCAGGAAGAACGGACAAAGAAAGAAGCAACGGAUACUACCACAAGCACAUCUCAUACACACUCAACAUAAUUGUAUACUAAGCAAGUAACAUUAAUAAACAGAAUACAUUGUAACACUACAUACUAGA